AUGUCUUCCACCGCACUCCCCAAGCGCGUUGCGCUGCAUCGUAAUCCAACCACGGAUUCCUCCGUGCCGAGCUCAGUCUCCGUCUCUCCCCUGGGGAGCCCUCGCCAGUCCCCCUCCUCCACCUCCCUAUCCUCGAUGGCCUCUGAGGUGGAGAACGCCAGCAAGAUGCUGGACACAUAUGGCAACGAAUUCAAGAUCCCCGACUUCACCAUCAAGCAGAUUCGCGACGCCAUUCCAGCCCACUGCUUUGAGCGCUCCGCUGCCACCAGUCUAUACUAUGUGUUCCGGGACGUGGCUAUGUUGGCGUCCAUCUUCUAUGUCUUCCACAACUAUGUGACCCCCGAGACUGUCCCAUCCACACCGGCCCGGGUGGUUCUAUGGACCCUGUACACGGUCGUCCAGGGAAUGAUCGGUACUGGCGUCUGGGUGUUGGCUCAUGAGUGUGGCCAUCAGGCAUUUUCUCCGUCUAAGGUUCUCAACGAUACCGUCGGCUGGAUCUGCCACUCGGCCCUCCUGGUGCCAUAUUUCUCCUGGAAGAUCUCCCAUGGAAAGCAUCACAAGGCCACCGGUAACCUUGCCCGGGACAUGGUGUUUGUCCCCAAGACUAGGGAUGAAUAUGCCUCUCGCGUGGGCAAGACUAUCCAUGAAUUGAAUGAAUUGAUCGAGGAGACCCCCGUUGCAACAGCCUCCCACCUCAUCCUCCAGCAGCUGUUCGGAUGGCCCAUGUACCUCUUGACCAAUGUCACCGGCCACAACAACCACGAGCGCCAGCCCGAGGGCCGCGGCAAGGGCAAGAGGAAUGGGUACUUUGGUGGCGUCAACCAUUUCAACCCAUCCAGCCCUCUGUACGAAGCCAAGGAUGCUAAGCUAAUUGCUCUGAGCGACUUGGGUCUCGCCAUCACCGGCAGCGUCCUUUACUAUGUUGGAUCGACCUAUGGCUGGCUCAACCUUCUUGUGUGGUACGGAAUCCCCUAUCUCUGGGUGAACCACUGGCUCGUUGCUAUCACCUACCUCCAGCACACCGACCCCAGCCUCCCUCACUACAAGCCCGAGGUGUGGAGUUUCACCCGUGGUGCUGCUGCUACCAUUGACCGUGAUUUCGGUUUCGUGGGCCGUCACAUCUUCCACGGAAUCAUCGAGACCCACGUUCUCCACCACUAUGUUAGCAACAUCCCCUUCUACAAUGCCGACGAGGCCAGCGAGGCCAUCCAGAAAGUCAUGGGUAAGCACUAUCGGACGGAGGCCCAGACCGGCUGGAUCGGAUUUUUCAAGGCGCUGUGGACCAGCGCCCGUGUGUGCCAGUGGGUGGAGCCCACGGAGGGCUCUAAGGGCGAAGCCGAGGGAGUGCUGUUCUACCGAAACACGAAUGGGGUUGGAGUCCCUCCCGCGAAGUUGGCCAAAUAG
Molecule: messenger RNA, 1404 nt
Organism: Aspergillus tanneri
Lineage: Eukaryota; Fungi; Ascomycota; Eurotiomycetes; Eurotiales; Aspergillaceae
Product: oleate delta-12 desaturase odeA
Exons: 2
Coding region: 1-1404 (467 amino acids)
Biological process (GO): lipid metabolic process
Molecular function (GO): oxidoreductase activity
Source: RefSeq, a predicted model, not a curated record